CAUCCGGCUGACCCGGCAGGUAAUUUCUCUCUAGUCGCAACUCAAUCGUGUAUACACAAUCGCGUAUACACAGUGUGUACACAAGGCUUAAGUCGUUAAUUAGAGUGAACUGCGUGGCUGUUUUCGAGGAAAACGGAAAACCAAAGGCCAAGUAAAGACUUGGCGAUUAUGGUGUGCUUCAUUAACCAGAAAUCCGAACAACUUGGCGAGGAAAUUUUUUAAUUGCCGAAACAUGCCCAAUCUACCUCAGAUGCCUAAUUGGUCUGAUUUGCCGAUGCCUCAAGUGCCUAAAAUAUCGGAUAUAACUUCCAAAUUGCCGACUAUGCCUACAUGGUCGGAUAUAUCUCGAUUGCCCACAUUCCUGCCAGAUAUGCAUCUGCCCACUUUUCAUAUCCCGGAUAUAAAAAAUGUCAUGUAUGGUAUGCCAUUUGAUCCAACGAAAUUGGUUUCAACGUUGGUUCCCAGAAUACCAACAGGAGUCCAAAUACAGUGUUCAGCAGGCCUAAAAACACCAUCUAUUAUACCUGUGCCAUCUGGAUUGACGAAUAUCCAGUCUGGUAGACAAUUUAAUCUGUCACAAAUAUCUGGGAUAUCAUAUUAUCUGCCAUUUAAUCUGGUAGGUAUAGACUGUUGGACAUCUGUACAAAUAACAAUAGGAGCACCAUCACAAACAGAAACAACAACGUCACAAACAUCAACACCAGAAGUACCACAAACAGCAGAAACCACUGCUGCAAGCAGAUAAACACAUGAAGCCACUCUAUUGGAUCCAAUUUCAUUUGAAAUGGAAAAAUAACAAACAUGAAAAAUUAUCUCAUAUGGAAACAGUAAUAUAAUAUUAAUAUUUCAUUAAAAAAUGAUAAAACUAUUAAAGUGAUAUAACUAUUAAAAUGAUAGAACUAUUAAAGAUGACGAGUUCUGAUAUAACUAUAAAACUAUUAAAAUGAUAUAACUAUUGGAUGUAUAGCAGGCGAUUUGUAAAUAUAUAUAUAUAUGAAUCUUUUAUUUAAAAGAGUGUAAUGCAUUUUGAUACUUAAAUUCUCAAAGUUUAUAAGUUUAUUGUUGUCACUUUUUUGAUGUGUUGAUUGGUCAUUCAGCGCUUCGUGAACGGUUGUCAUCACGGAACUUGUAUAUUUUUGACUAUGUGUAUUGAGGUGUUAACAGUGUAAUAUUAAAUUUGUAAUUUGUAUAAAAUUAUGUAAUAUCAAAAAUUUUGUAGCGCGCGCCUGUUUUGCCUAGUCAGUACAAAAUUACAACACCUUUCAAAAAAAGGCGCCAAGUGUGCGUGCGUGCGUAUUUAUUUAUUUUUACCCCUUUAUUUUUCUUUUACAAAAACCCAAGUGAUACUAUCUCUGUAUGUUAUCAUUGUAAAAUCUCAGUCCAACUGAAAAAUAAAUAUUAAAAAAAAUAA
This is a messenger RNA of Solenopsis invicta (red fire ant), 1411 nucleotides long. RefSeq lists its product as uncharacterized. The coding region runs from base 233 to 745 and encodes 170 amino acids. The record is from RefSeq and is a predicted model, not a curated record. The transcript has 2 exons. Lineage: Eukaryota; Metazoa; Arthropoda; Insecta; Hymenoptera; Formicidae.